This is a messenger RNA of Arabis nemorensis, 597 nucleotides long. The record is from the annotation of a GenBank genome assembly. NCBI's taxonomy places the organism in Eukaryota, Viridiplantae, Streptophyta, Magnoliopsida, Brassicales, Brassicaceae.
AUGGCUUCUCUGCUGCUUUCACUUCUCCUUCUUGCCAUGGUUGGGCAUUCUAGUGCUUCAUGGUGUGUGUGCAAAGGACUGAGUGAUGCAGUGCUACAGAAAACCCUAGACUAUGCCUGUGGAAAUGGAGCAGACUGUAAUCCCACUCACCCAAAAGCACCUUGCUUUAGCCCUGACAAUGUUAGGUCUCAUUGCAACUAUGCAGUCAAUAGCUUCUUCCAAAAGAAGGGUCAAGCUGUUGGCACUUGUGAUUUCGGUGGCACUGCCACUCCAACUAACACCGAUCCGAGUUAUUCUGGAUGUACCUUUCCUACUAGUGCCAGCGGCUCUGGCGGCUCUAGCGGCAGCACCACCGUGACACCUGGCACAUCCAAUCCAAAAGGCAGCUCAACCACCACCACCACACUUCCUGGUGGCAACAGUCCUUAUUCAGGAAACCCGACCAAUGGAGUCUUUGGAAGUAAUAGCACUGGAACAGGGAUUAACCCGGAUUACACGACAGAGAGCAGCGCCUUUGCUCUGAUGAACUCAAGCAAAUUGUUCAUCUGCCUUCUCCUGAUCGCUUUGAGUGGAUUCUGUUCUUUCUUGAUGCUCUAA